GAAACAAAACUUUGUUGCCGAUUACUUUUUUUUCACCUGAAGCUUUGAAGAUGCCGACCAGUGUGAAGAACAAACACGAUAAUACAGCUUUGUUGUUGCUAUCUGCAGUUAGCAUGGCGCUCAUUACCAUCGUCAGUGUGUGGAAGUUAAGACAGUUUAAAUAUAAAGCUGUGCAUGAAACUGGAGGUGCAAUGUUUAUUGGUGUGCUCGUGGGGCUGACGGUGAGAUACUCGUCAUCUGCUUCAGGACAUCGUGUGGUCGGUACGGACGCCGUGUGCAGUUGCGGCGGUUUCAACAGCACUCCACACUUCUUGACCGUCAACAUCACGUCACACGUCCACUGUUUUAGACACGCUGGGAAGCUCGACCAAAGUUGCCCAUUAGUCCCUGCCCCUCAAAUGGUGACCUUUGACCCCGAGGUCCUUUUCAAUCUGUUCCUGCCGCCCAUCAUCUUCCACGGAGCGUACACCCUUAAUCAGAGAAGAUUCACCAAAAAUCUUGGAUCCAUCGUGACCUUUGCUUUUGUGGGCACCAUCAUCAGCUGCGUAACCAUCGGGGCCUGCGUCUUUGGAUUCACCAGACUGAUGGUGCUGUUCGGCCGGGCAGCAGAUGCAGACUUCCUCCUCGCUGACUGCCUGCUGUUUGGUGCAAUCAUGUCAGCCACUGACCCAGUUUCAGUCCUUUGCCUGUUGUCGGAGCUGCAUGUGGACCCGGAUUUGCACACCCUGCUGUUCGGUGAGAGCGUCUUGAAUGACGCCGUCGCCAUAAUCUUGACACAUGCGAUCACCGUCUACAGCCAAGCGGGUGCAGGGCAACUCUUCAACCCCCUCGCCGUACUCCUCUCUGUGGGUCAUUUUCUCGGGGUGCUUGCCGGCUCCUUCCUCCUGGGUUUUAUGUUUGCAGUCAUAACAGCCCUCAUAUCCAAAUUCACCCGGCUGUGUGAGACUCCACUGGUGGAAACAUCAGUAUUCUUCCUGCUAUCUUGGAGCAGCUUCCUCUCUGCUGAAGCCUGUGGACUUUCAGGUAUUGUUGCAGUGAUGUUUUGUGGCUUGUGCCAGGCGAGGUACACAGUUCAUAAUUUAUCCACUGAAAGCAAAACCCGGACCAAGCAGCUCUUUGAAGUCCUCAACAUCCUGGGGGAGAUUUCCAUCUUCAGCUACAUGGGAUAUGUAUUGUUGACGUUCCCUCACCAUGUCUUCAAAGCCCUCUUUAUAUCCGGGGCAUUUCUCUCCAUCUUUAUAUCAAGAGCCUGCAACAUCUACCCUCUGUCAUUCCUCCUGAACCUGAGACGCUCCACCAAGAUCCCUCGCUCCUUCCAACAUUUCAUGAUGUUUGCAGGUUUAAGGGGGGCUGUAGCAUUCAGCCUUACUGCAAGAGACACAUCCACAGAAAGGGGACGCACCAUCUUUACCACCACCCUGCUGCUGGUGGGCUUCACCGUCUGGGUUCUGGGCGCCGCUUCAGACCCCGCGCUGCGUUUUCUAAACAUCAGAGCGAGGGAGGAGGAGGAGGGCAAUCCAGAGGACCUUUCUUUUGAGGUCGCAUCAGGGAGGCCAGACACAACACGGGGCCUGUGGCACCGCCUGGACUACAAAUAUCUAAAGCCUCUGCUGACGCAUUACGGCCCCUCUCUGUCCGACUCUCUGCCACAGUGCUGCGGAGUCACUGCCAGACUCUUCAGGAGCCCGAACAUCCAGGAGGAUGAGGAGCAGCUGUGUGAAACUGAACCGGAUGACUGCGGCUGUGAUUUGGAGGAAACAGAGCGCCAGGUCGGGUCCAUAGGUGGCGACAAUUCAUCGGAGCACCAGGAGGACCUGCUGGAGGGAGACCUGGGCCUCGGCACCGCUGCGGGGCCCCCCCUCCAGGGAGAGCUGAAGCUCCAGAAGUCACGUCUAACCCCCCCAGCUUUAUCGGCCCUCUGCCUCAGCCCUGAGGCUACGGCCCCUGCCUCCCCACAGUGAAUAGGGGUCACUGGUCCGGGGCAUCUGAGAGGAGCCGACCGGGAGUCAGAGUUACAGAAAGCUUCAUGAAAGGUCAUGCAACCCCCCUCGUGCUGACAUUCAUGCAGAGACGCGCUCGCAGAGGGGAGGGGGGGGGAAAAGUUACAAAAGGCUUUUACUCUUUCUGUUCCUCUGCUGAUGAUUACUGUUGGCUUGUUCUGCUUAAGUCUCGAGGAAUUUAGUAGCUGAGAAACAACGCUUUCUAAUGUCUACCAAGAGGAGGCUCGAUCUGACCUCUGAGUGCACUUUUCAAACGGAAAGCAAAACCAAAAUGUUCCUUUUCUCAUAAAAAAAAUGAUUAUUGGAAGUGACACAUUGAUCCCUAGAGGAGUAGCUUCAUGCUGCAAAAGCCUCAGCAAAUCACAGCAGACGCUAUCUAUUAAGAGGAAAAUCUAUUUUAAAGAGCCUGUAACUUUAACACUUUUUACUUUCUUUUCAACACAUUAUUAUUGUUUUAUUUCCCUUUUGAAUCUGCAUCUCUGACAUCUUUAAAGAUAUUGCUGCAAAAUGUUUUGUGGUAUUUAGAAUCAGAACAAAUGUUUUUUUGCAGGAUUGUGCACAAAUUUGACCGUGCAAAUGUUCUCAGACAGGUGUCUUCUUAAUUAUGUGUAAUAACUGUAGUGCAUGUCAUAAUCUCCUCCGUCCAGAUGUUCUGCUGAAAGGUGGAUUCUUGAAGAAGCUUCAGCUGGAUUUCAGGCCGCUUUGUAUUUUAGGUAAACAAACUGUUUUUUGAAGGAAACUUGAAAAAUCGUCUUCCUCUGACUGAAAAAAUCACUUUAUGAGUGUCAGCCAUCAACAGUGUUCUGAUCCCUAGAGGAGUAGCUUCAUGCUGCUUGGUGGCUUCAGGUUUGAAGGAGAUUUACUCACAUUGACUGUGACUAAAAGCGUCACCAUUUCCAGUCAUUAGCUGAAAUUGUAUUUUUUUUUGCCGACUUUGUUUGCUCGCCACCGACUUCUCAUUAAACUUUUAUUGCGCUGUU
Labrus mixtus (cuckoo wrasse) is the source of this 2980-nucleotide messenger RNA. RefSeq names its product sodium/hydrogen exchanger 9-like. Gene Ontology annotation, cellular component: membrane; recycling endosome. The record is from RefSeq and is a predicted model, not a curated record. NCBI's taxonomy places the organism in Eukaryota, Metazoa, Chordata, Actinopteri, Labriformes, Labridae. Gene Ontology annotation, molecular function: sodium:proton antiporter activity. The transcript is spliced from 16 exons. The coding region runs from base 51 to 1961 and encodes 636 amino acids. Gene Ontology annotation, biological process: regulation of pH; sodium ion transport; proton transmembrane transport.